Messenger RNA from Protopolystoma xenopodis, 258 nucleotides. The record is from the annotation of a GenBank genome assembly. NCBI's taxonomy places the organism in Eukaryota, Metazoa, Platyhelminthes, Monogenea, Polystomatidea, Polystomatidae.
AUGAUGGCGUCAGACUCACUGGCCUCCAGGCGUGCUCGUACAAAACACUCCGGAAUCACAGUGCAUCUGGGGCAGUACACCUUUCCUCCGAGUACCCAAGCCGCUUCUGUGGCUGCCACGUGGCUUAAAGCUAUCGUUUGCCUGGCCUUAGGCCUUGUUGAGCGAACCGUCUCGUGUGCUAUUAUAUUGCAUUGGCUGGUGUGUAAUGCAGAAAUGCGUGGACCGAUUCCGCCAAGAGACGACGGCGACUCAUGCUAG